CCACACACACACAGACGUCCCCACACCUGGCCUCCAACGCCCGGGCUCCCCUCAGAGGGGAGUGGGCAGACUCACACACAGCCACAAACGCAACACCCUCACCACUCCCCGAAAGACACCUCUUCACGCCCACACAUGGACACAACUGCCCUCACACAGGUGCACACACAACCACCAGCACGCACACGUGCCCACCAUCGCACGCGCACGCCCACCAGCAGAGCCUCGCGGAGCCUGCGCAGCACACCACUCCCUGCUCCUCCCGCGGCUGCCCUACCAACUGCCCCCAGAGGCUCUGCAAGGGACACAGUGGGGACAUGGAAGGGCGAGGGUGGGAUGUGGUUGUCUUUUCCCCCAGAAGGGCAGGUGCAUGUGUCUGUCUCUGUGCGGGUCCGUGUGUCCCUGUGUGGCCCGUGUGUGCAGAGCUGUGCAGACACAUGCACCACGAGGGUGUCUCCGAGUGUGUGCUUUGAGCAGGCCACAUGCAUGUGUCCUGCUGUGCACAAGGCAGGGACCAGGACAGAGGGGAAUGAUGUGUCCUACAGGCCAGGGUGUCCAACUGCGCAGGAGUGUUGUGUGUCUGAGGCUGCGAGCGGGUGCAGGGGGUGGCCAUAACCCCAGUGUGACCCUGGGUGUUGUGUGUGGGUCUGUGUGUCGUGGGACUGGUCCUUCACCCCUUCCCAAACAGCCCCACGCCAUGGGAUGGGGGUUUCAAGAAAAAAGCAGAGAGAGCAGCUUGGCCUCGGGGUUUUUAUAUUUAGAAAAUUGUCUCAAAUGCCCCUGGGGUGGUGGGGGUGGCGUCUGGCGGGGAUUCCCCUGGAGGCGAGAAAACAAGUCCCCGUGCUCGCCCUGGCAAGAGCAGGGGGCAGGGCUGGGGGCGGGCCCGGGUGCCCGUGGGUCUCCCCAGCAUAGAGGGAUCUCCUUGGCCACCCCCCAGGCCCGACGCACGCUCCUGCAACCAUCCGCCCCCUCGGGACUUCCACUGUGCGGAUGGAGGGGAGACACCCUCGCCGCCCCGCCCCCCUGGGGCAGGCCCCGCGCAAGCGCAGCCCCUGGCGAGGACGUCGGCGCGCCAAGUGAUCGCGUCCCGGCGCCACCUCGUGCCCGAAUCUCAAGCCUGGACCACCUCCAGCUGUGCGGAUGGGGGACCCCAAAGAUAGGGGAAAUGGAGGGGUCGGGGGAUGAGACCAAGGGACAGCGCUUUGCGAAGGCAGAGGAAGCGCCCCCCAGCUCCAGCCAGCAGCCGGGGUUACAGGAAAAGAAGGAACUGGGGGAGGAGGCGGGGGAGGGAGGAGGGAUGUAGACCCAUCCCCAGGGACACAACCCUAGAGUCACACGCACACGGUGACACCCAACUGUCCCCCGAGACACGGCCACACGCCACAGUGUCCCACUCGCUGGCAACCCCCCAACAGCCACACACUCACACGGGGACGUCCCACGGUCACCCAGGGACACACGGCCCUGGGGACCCACAACACGGCCACACAGUUUCACAACACCGCCCCGCAGGGACGCACGGCACAGUCGCCCAAUCACCCAGAGACACACAACACUGCCGCACGGCCACACAAUGCUCUAAAGCACACACAACACAACACGCACAAGCACGUGGAUGCUCAGACACACGGACACGGAAAGGAGUGGACCCAACGCGACAGGACCACGCGCAGGGUUCUCUGGAGGAGGCCCCCUCCCCUCCCGCCAACUUGAAGCAGGUGCUGGCGAGGGAAGGGUUAACAGGUUAGCGACCUGCCCGCCCUGACCCAUCUCUAAUCUGCCGCCGCUAAUCCCCAGCUCCAGCCCUCAGUCCCUCCCCCGCCACGGGAAUUAGGUACCUGGAGGAGGGGACGGGAGAGGAGGGAUGGUUUGGCGGUGGCCAGGUGGGAAUUGGGGUCCACAGGACAGUCUCGGAGCCCGGGGCCCAGGGCUCAGUUUACUGUUCCCCACCCGUGGUUUCCCCCAAGAAGCCAUCCCUGGACCUGCCUGGCAUGGGACCCCUGGCAUGGGACCCCUCCUCUGUGGUGGCACUACUGUCUUCAUACCCAUUUCCUCCAUGGGCAAACUAAGUCUCAGAGAGGUUCAGGCACUUGCCCCAAGGCCACCUAGCUGGUAAGCGGUGAUGGUCGCAAGCACCCAGUUUUAGCAUCUUCUGUGAUCUGAAUAGGCGUAGAAUUUCCCACAGCAUCAAAACCUGGUUCCUUUUCGCUUAACAUUUCUUCCCCUCAAUCUGUCUGUUUCCUCUCACAUUUUAUUAUAAGCAGUGUGAAGAAGACCAGGCUGCACUUUCAACACUUUGCUGGAAAUUCCUCUCGGCUAACUAUCCAAGUUCAACGCUUCCCCAACCCUGCUUUGCACCUAACGACAGGACACAACUUGGCUAAGUUUCUGCCCCUACCUAACAAGGCUCCUCUUUCCUCCAUAUGUGUUGGCUUGCCAUGCUCCUGCUCUAGGACAUUCCCAAGAGACAGACUGAUGAGCACACAUAUUUCAAAAGGUGUAGCCUUCCUGAGACCAAAGAAAGGUGAACAAUAAGAACAUACCAUGUUUUGACACUCAUCAAAAGACAGUAAAGAUUUUUUAAAUUGAUAAAACCCGGUGCUGGUGAGGAUGUGGUGAAACAAGCAUUUUCAUAAUUGCUUAAAGGUGAAGGUGUGCAUGACUUGGGAAAGCAGUUUGGCACAGAUGACGCAGGCCUAAGACAAGUUUAGACCUAUGGUCUAACUUCUGGGAGUCCAUCCAACACUUGAGGAAAAGCAUAUAUGUCCCUGAAAAUGUUCAUUGCCACAUGCUCAUGAAAAUGACCAUAAAAGGCCUUUUUUUUUCAUUAUUACCCGUAAGAGCUGUUUUAGACAUUUUUUUCCCAACCACCUGCAUGAAAAUGUAAUACCACAGAUACACUGUAUGUUUGUUUACAUACUAUAUAUACAUUGGUGUUUUCUACAUUAAAAGUAAGGUUUCUUUUACCCCCAUAAGGACCACUUUUUGUCCCUGUUGAGAAUGCACUCUAGAAGUAAUGAUAUAGCCGUCUGAUGGGAUGUGAUACGGCCUUAAAAAGAAUGAGGUUCCGACAAGAAGAAGACAACCAUUCAAAAGUCCAAUAUGCCAAAGGCAUGAGAGGUCACGUCACCACUAAAGAGGAAACAUGGGUGGCUGACAAGUACAUGAAGAGAUGUCCAACUUCACUAAGGACCAAGGAAAUGCGUGGCAAAGCCACAGCGAGACCUCAUUUUACCCCACAUUUCAUGGCCCCCGAAUAAAAAUUGUCCACCAAUACCAAAUGCCAGGAGCUGUGGCUACACAAGGUUCUCCUACACUGUACAUCCUCUUUGGAAGAAGGACUGACAUGAACUACAACACAACACAACAUUCAUGUGCCACAUCACAUAGCCUUUGCUCUCCCAGAUAUUUAAAAAAAAAACAAAAAAAA
Microcebus murinus (gray mouse lemur) is the source of this 3430-nucleotide messenger RNA. NCBI's taxonomy places the organism in Eukaryota, Metazoa, Chordata, Mammalia, Primates, Cheirogaleidae. The record is from RefSeq and is a predicted model, not a curated record.